Staurois parvus is the source of this 314-nucleotide messenger RNA. NCBI's taxonomy places the organism in Eukaryota, Metazoa, Chordata, Amphibia, Anura, Ranidae. The record is from the annotation of a GenBank genome assembly.
UACAGGAGAUGACCAGAGACUGCGGACACAGUACAGGAGAUGACCAGAGACUGCGGAUAUAGUACAGGCGAUGACCAGAGACUGCGGAUAUAGUACAGGCGAUGACCAGAGACUGCGGACACAGUACAGGAGAUGACCAGAGACUGCGGACACAGUACAGGAGAUGACCAGAGACUGCGGACACAGUACAGGAGAUGACCAGAGACUGCGGACAGUACAGGAGAUGACCAGAGACUGCGGACACAGUACAGGAGAUGACCAGAGACUGCGGACACAGUACAGGAGAUGACCAGAGACUGCGGACACAGUACAGG